Toxotes jaculatrix (banded archerfish) is the source of this 2915-nucleotide messenger RNA. RefSeq names its product ubiquitin-like 3a (gene ubl3a). The coding region runs from base 723 to 1076 and encodes 117 amino acids. Gene Ontology annotation, molecular function: protein binding. Lineage: Eukaryota; Metazoa; Chordata; Actinopteri; Toxotidae. The transcript has 5 exons. The record is from RefSeq and is a predicted model, not a curated record.
AUGACAGCUGAACGGGUCGUGAAGGUACAGCAGCGCAGUCAGAAACAUUAGCAGCGACCAUCACAAAGUCCCGUUUUAAAGAGAAGCACCGACACAUUUCACCGUGUGACGUCUUUCUCCACCAACCGAGUUUUUCAGAGGACGGUAACCGUUAAACCCUGCGGAUAUCUUCUUUUUUUUUUUUGGUUCUUUUGGGGUUUUUUGUUUUUUCCACCGAGAGAGAAAAAAGAUCCGUGUCCGGAUGUGCCAGCAGUGUUGGGUUUUUCGCAUGGCGUAGGCACCUUUUCUGAAGAGGGAUAUUCUUGAUGUUUGGUGGGUCGGAGGAGGCCCUCGGGUCGACAGCAGUAUCCCCCUAACGUUCACCGUACUUCCACAUUUACCGAUUUGUUGGGGGGGAACGAUCAACGACAUGAUUGUGCAAUAGAGAGGAAGAAGCGCUGCACGUCUUGACUACCUCGGUGUGUUGACUGUGUGGAGAGAGACAGAGACAGAGAGAGCAAGUCACCAGGGAUAAAUUGUGUUUUUGUUUCCUCCUCUAAACCCCAACAACGACGCUUUUUUCCCCGAGCUUGUGAGGGCUCUUACAAAGGAGACGGGAAGAGGGAAUAUUUGUGCCCUCGUCUUGAGUGUGUGUGCGUGUGUGUGUGUGUGUGUGAGAGUGAGUGAGUGAGUGUGUGACUGUGUGUGUGUGAACCCCUCCGAGGACCGGGUACACCUUCGCGAUGACGGGCAGCACCCCAGCAGACAUGAUAAACCUGCGGCUUAUUUUAGUCAGCGGCAAGACGAAAGAAUUCCUCUUCUCUCCCAAUGACUCGGCUGCAGACAUUGCCAAGCACGUCUAUGACAACUGGCCAAUGGACUGGGAGGAAGAGCAGGUCAGCAGUCCUAACAUCCUGAGGCUGAUCUACCAGGGACGUUUUCUACACGGCAACGUAACACUAGGAGCCCUCAAACUGCCCUUGGGGAAGACCACAGUGAUGCAUUUAGUUGCCAGAGAGACUUUGCCUGAGCCAAAUUCCCAAGGUCAGAGGAACAGAGAGAAGACUGGGGAGAGUAACUGCUGUGUCAUUCUGUAAAUACACACCUCUGCUGCCGGCCUCCAUCCUUCUCAUCCGUUCUCGCCCUCAGCGUUCUGGACCUAAUGAGCUUGUCCCCUGUCCUGGAGCCUGUCCACAAAGCGGAUAUGCAUAUAAACACACACACACACACACACAUACACACUCUCUUUUUCUUUUUCUUUUUCUUCCCUUCCUCAUACACUCAAACUCUCAUGGAAAGGCAGCAGGCUCAGUCAGGCUGAUCCAGGACCUAGAGUUGGGAGCAGGAAAUUGAUUAACGAUAGAGUUGAUUCCUUUGUUGUACUUGAUUUGUCAUAACUGAAAAUUAGAGGAAGGAACUGGAUUUGCAUGUUUUUUUUUUCUUUAUUUCUUAAUGCACAACUUUUAAAGCCUUCUGCCAUACAAAUGCACGCAUAUACACACACACACACACACACAUACAUACAAUAGACAUACACACAUUAUCAAGCCAUCCUCAGCUGGUCUGUUAAAAGUCAGUUUCUAACUGGCUCCUCAUUCUAGCUGGUUGUAAUAGUAAUGCAGUGCCAGAGUUUGUGUGUGUGGCCUUGUUUUCUCAUACAGACUGCUGAGAAUUUUAACCACUAACAACUCACCAACAUGCAAAAGCACACAUAUAUUCACACAGACACACACACACACAUACAGUGACACCCUGUCUACACAUCCAACCAUAUGUGCUUGUGUGAUCUCCCUCAGUGCAGCAGAUGAAGCUUAGACGUGCCUGAUCAGAGAACUCAAACCAGGACACACACACACACACACACGCACCUACAGACACAUGCACACACACCUGUGUCCUUUAUACUGCCCUCCUCUGCAUGUGCCCUUAGAGGUCACAAGAGAGAAAUUAUUCCUUAUCUGCAGAGUGCUGUAGAGACCGAACGCAUCCUACUCUCUCAGACGUCACAUUCUAGCCAAACAAAGCCUAAACAAGCAAACAAAUAGACAAACAACCGUUGUCGGUGGUCUUGUUCUUGGUCAUUUGUUUGUCCAUGACAUUUGUGACUGUGUUUUGGCAGUCCAUGCAUAUUACUGACCGACCAGUGUUGUGAUUAAUAAAACGUCACGUCAGUUUUCUUCCCUCCCCUAAAGCACCAGCCCCCUCUUCAAGGAAAGGCUCCUUUUUUUUAAAAAGUGUUGUGAAGGAUCUCUCUGACAGUUACUGUCCUAGCAGGGAAGUUAACUCUGGAUGAAAAUGCUCCUUAUUUGUCUUAAUUUGCUUCUUACUCUCUCCUUAAUUCUCUCUCUGCAUUAAUAAGUCCAUUUUGCACAACUGAAGCAUGUGCUCCAUCAGAUUAAUAAAAAUGUAUAAAAAGUUUUAUGGUUUUAUUUUAUAUUUUUCCAAUGGAAGUAAUGUUCCAAACUAAGGUAAUGUGUAGAAUAUAUUUAAUAUGAAUCUUAUAUAGAACAUUAUGACUCUAGAUCUCGUUGAUAUACAGUAUAUUGGUGUUUAGUCUAUGAUUGUGUAUACGGUUAGCUUCUAGCCAGUUCACAGUCACUCGCUGACAAUGUCUUGUGCUUAACAGCAGCAAAACCUCCCUAAUCAUCAACAGACUGUAUUUUUAUUUUCUUUCUUCUGUGCUCUUUUAUUAUUUUUGUUUUCAUUUGUUUAUAAUUUAAUGUAAUCCUUUUUCUUUGUGGUUUUUUGCUUUAAAAGAAUCGCUUUGUAACAGCACUAGGUCUUAAAAAAAAUAUUGUUUAUAUUGAUCAGGGUUCAAAUCUGUACAGAGAUAAACGUUUUCAAACCAAUUGUAAAUAGCACUAAUGCUCCCUCUCCCUCCUCCAAACUUCAAAAUGGAAUACAUCUGUAAACUAAAUAAAGGUUAUUGAAGUGCA